Bipolaris maydis ATCC 48331 is the source of this 516-nucleotide messenger RNA. The record is from RefSeq and is a predicted model, not a curated record. Lineage: Eukaryota; Fungi; Ascomycota; Dothideomycetes; Pleosporales; Pleosporaceae.
AUGCCUUCUCGCCCCAUAUUCCUCAUUAUCUAUGCAGCCCCGCCUGGUCGACGUUCUCACUUCAGUAUAUGGGUCCCCACAACAGAGAAUGCGCGAGGUGGAACCAUCAUUCAUGUGGUUGGUGCUCCCAUGUUAGGAUUCUCACUGGAAUUCAAACGCGACUACAAGCCAGACACUACUUGGCGUACGAUAGAGAUGAUUCCAAUCGGGAACGUCAUGGAUCAGCAUUUGCAUCUUUCGGAAAGCAAUUCUGAAGCUUCGGACAUGCCAUGCAAUGACAUUGAGAGAGCAGCAACACAAGUCCAGCCGCCCAGAGCCAACCCAAAUUUCCUGACGGUAUGUAUACAGACAACGAGUUCUGACUGCCAGACAUGGAUGCUGGAGUAUGUUCGUCAUCUUGUUGCCAUCGGGUACCUUGAUGAAGCGGCCAUAAACAUAGUUCAGUCAAAACAAGACCCGCCACAAGUUGGCGUUGGACUACGAUCCAUUGCUGAUGCGCAGCAAAGUCAACAGUAA